Bombina bombina (fire-bellied toad) is the source of this 3413-nucleotide messenger RNA. RefSeq names its product transmembrane and coiled-coil domains 3 (gene SLC9D1). Gene Ontology annotation, molecular function: potassium:proton antiporter activity. Bases 844 to 2874 code for a protein of 676 amino acids. Gene Ontology annotation, biological process: potassium ion transmembrane transport; proton transmembrane transport. The record is from RefSeq and is a predicted model, not a curated record. The transcript has 14 exons. NCBI's taxonomy places the organism in Eukaryota, Metazoa, Chordata, Amphibia, Anura, Bombinatoridae. Gene Ontology annotation, cellular component: membrane.
GUGAAACAUUUCCCUUGGAAGACACAACAAAAUACACAAUGGCCUCCAUGUUUGAUUAUGGCAAACUUGCCCACACGUUCACUGUAUACUGCCAAAUAAAGUGUUUUAUUGUCAUGAAAGGGAAGUAAUAUUUUAAGUAUUUGAUAUGUUUAAAUUAAAAAGUCACAACCUUAACUAAAAUGUGUUAUUUUUUUCACUUUAUUUUGGCUUUGUCAAAAUACAUUAUUUAGUUGCAGUUAAUCGGUCUUGCCUUUCCUCCCCUUUGAGAGUAUCUUGGGUGGGACUACGUUGCCCAGAACUCUAUUCGUGUCGCAGACUCAUGACGACUAGCAGAGAAGAUUCGUGGGCAUGUUUAACUUGGUGACGUGGCAGUGACGCGAAUGACCAGCUAUAUUUCCAUUCUAAGGAGGGAAUAGGAUACAGGUAAUGUUGAUGACAUGUCAUCAAAGUCAUGAUCAAACAGACGGGAGUGUCAGGCACCCAUUACACCGUGACAGCAAACUGAAAACGCAGUUACCAGUUGUGCAGUAAUCUCAUGAGUUGAUCUGUACCCUUACCUGAUUGUCUCAGACUCCUAACCAAGCCCCAAAGUUUUAUGAGAAUACCGUCAGCUACCUACUCCAGCUUGCUCCUGUUUGUGUAAAGGGUCUUUUCAUAUGCAAAAGAAGGGGGGAGGUCUUAUUUCCCACUUGCAGUGGGCUUUCCAGCUGCCUUUUCAACAGAGCUAAACUGAGAGCUUCUAAGUAAACGUGCAUGGAAAAUAAUCACCAUGUUCAGCAGCAGGACUGGGACUGUUGAAGAGUCGUUAUUUUGCUGUAAUGUGUCAGUAGCACAGGGCUAAUAAUGAAGACAGCCUUCAAGUACAGCUUUUUGUGGGUAUUAUCUUUGCAGCUAUUUAUUCAUCUUAAAGCAGCAGAACAUGAUGGCGUAGCUAAGCAUGCCAUAAAGUUACAUAGGGGUAAAGGCGCUACACCAAACCAGCGAAAGGAAUGGCUCCUUAACAACUGCCGAAAGCUCUCUGCGCUCCUUCACCAGAAACAUGUGGUGCUCAAUAAGCUGAAAAAUGCAAUCAAAGCAGUGGAAAGGGACCCAAUGCUGUCACCUGAAGAGAAAUUGUUUCAGGUCCACACAUUUGAGAUUUUUCAGAAGGAGCUGAAUGAGAGUGAAAAUUCUGUAUUUCAAGCCGUCCAUGGGCUCCGUAGGGCUCUGCAAGGAGAUUAUAAAGAUGUUGUCAACAUGAAAGAAAGCAGCAGGCAGCGCCUGGAAGCACUGAGAGAAGCUGCAAUUAAGGAAGAAAAAGAGUUUGUUGAACUUAUGGCAGCUGAAAAACAUCAAGUUGAAGCUUUGAAAAACAUGCAACAUCAAAACAAAAGUCUCUCCAUUCUUGAUGAGAUUCUUGAAGAUGUGCGAAAGGCUGCUGACCGCUUGGAGGAAGAGAUUGAAGAUCAUGCAUUUGAUGAUAACAAAGCUGUAAGAGGUGUGAAUGUAGAGGCAGUUUUGAGAGUGGAAGAGGAUGAAGUCAAGAGAAAUACUUCUCAACGACAAGUGGAAGAUGACCUUGGGCUCAGUAUGCUUAUUGAUUCCCAGAAUAAUCAAUACAUACUCACCAAGCCCAGAGAUUCGACUAUGCCUCGUGCUGAUCCUCACUUUAUAAAGGAUAUAGUAACCAUUGUGAUGCUGUCUCUGCCCUGUGGAUGGGUGUGCGCAAUGAUUGGCUUGCCAACAAUGUUUGGAUAUAUUAUAUGCGGUGUUCUGCUUGGACCCUCUGGAUUAAAUAGCAUCAAGUCUAUUGUCCAAGUGGAGACCCUUGGCGAGUUUGGUGUGUUUUUUACUCUAUUUCUUGUUGGUUUGGAGUUUUCUCCUGAAAGGAUUAGAAAGGUAUGGAAGAUAGCUGUACAAGGACCCUGCUUCAUGACUAUUCUAAUGAUUGCAUUCGGUUUGCUGUGGGGACAUUUUCUGAAAAUCAGACCCGCACAAAGUGUUUUUAUUUCAACUUGUUUGUCUUUGUCAAGCACUCCGUUAGUAUCCAGAUUCCUCGCUGGUGGGUCUCGUGGGGAUAAGGAUGGGGAUAUUGAUCACAGCAGCGUACUAAUGGGCAUGCUGGUUAUGCAGGACGUACAACUCAGUUUGUUUAUUGCUGUUAUGCCCACACUUAUUCAAGCUGGGGAAAGCACUUAUUCCAGUGUUGUCCUGGAAACAUUUAGGAUAUUUACACUGAUUGGACAAAUCCUGUUUUCCUUGGCUGCUACUUUUCUUAUAUGUCUUAUUUUAAAAACGUAUCUUAUUGGACCAUAUUACCGCAAGCUGCACACUGAGAGCAAGGGGAAUAAAGAAAUCCUUGUUAUGGGAAUUUCAGCCUUUAUAUUUCUUAUGCUAACGCUCACAGAACUAUUGGAUGUUUCAAUGGAACUAGGAUGCUUUUUAGCUGGAGCCUUGAUCUCUUCACAAGGGCACAUGGUCACAGAAGAAAUUAUGUCCUCUAUAGAACCCAUACGAGAUUUCCUAGCUAUCAUUUUCUUUGCAUCUAUAGGACUUCAUGUAUUUCCUACUUUUGUAAUUUAUGAGAUAACAAUCCUCUUGUUCCUGACAUUGUCGUUGGUAAUUAUGAAGUUUUUUCUAGCUGUGCUUGUACUCUCUUUGAUUCUACCAAAAAACAGCCAAUACAUCAAAUGGAUUGUGUCUGCAGGAUUGGCACAAGUCAGUGAGUUCUCGUUUGUUCUAGGCAGUAGAGCACGUAGAGCUGGAAUCAUUUCUCGAGAAGUCUACCUCCUUAUCUUGAGUGUGACAACCUUAAGCCUUCUCCUAGCCCCUGCACUUUGGAGAGUAGCUAUCACCAAAUGUGUCCCAAGACCAGAGAAGAGAUUAAACACUUGAAAGUCAUAAUUGAUGUCACUGCUGUAAUUAUUUCUACACAUUGUUUCUGCAAUGUACUACAAGUCCCACAUAUUUGUCUAAAUCACUAAGAUCUUUUAUUUAAAGCAUCUGCUACACAACAAUGAUUUGCAAAUGAACUGCAGAACAGGUCUAGCUGUUAAACACUACCAGAAGGGGGUUGUGAUUGAUCAGUCAUGUAAAAUUUGUCAUUUACUGAGGAAAAUAUUACAUCCUGGAUAUAGUCUUCAAUACCUCUCCUCAAUGUGCCUUUUCAAUUAACUUACUUUGCAAUUAUUUACUGUAAAAGUAAUAUUUAAAUAUAUUUUUUACUACAUGUUUAUGUAGCUAUCGUUAUUUAAUAGAUAGCCCCCAGAGGUUUACUUCAGAUCAUAACUACCAAUAUUCUUUAUGCAAGCCUCAUCCAUUCAUUAUGUAGUAUAGUUACAAUUAGCUCUGCAACAAUUCUAAAUUCUAAUUAUGUAAAUGUAAAAUUGGAAGGAGCGGUUUAGAUAUUUUAUACAAAAGUAUUUUGUAAGCUU